AGCUAACAAAAUAUAAUCGUAGAAGAAGAGGCCGACCAAAAAGAAUCACAGCAGCAGAAGAAGAAACUAGCGUUAGCUGUAAUUUAUCCAAUGCCUAGCUAGCGUCGGUGCAGGUGUCAGAGAUAGUCUUAUGCUGCGAAAGAGAGCGCAGGUCGUUUUAACCAGAUCGUGACAGAGACCGACAACAUGGAGAGACAGCUGCAUUUAAAUCUUUUAACCUCCAGACCUCCCAUGGCUGGAGGGUUGCAGUCCAGCUCCAAAAUGAAAAUGGGACCCGGGCGGAAAAGGGAUUUCACCCCCCUGUCCUGGAGUCAGUACUUUGAAACUAUUGAAGACGUUGAGGUGGAAAAUGAAAAUGGCAAAGACAUUUUCAGAGCUUACUGCAGCGGCGCCCAUGGUCCCGUGCUGCUCCUGCUCCAUGGAGGAGGACACUCUGCUCUCUCCUGGGCCGUGUUCACUGCUGUAAUAUGCAGCAGGAUCAACUGCAGGGUGGUGGCUAUGGACCUUCGAGCUCAUGGCGACACCAAAGUGAAAAAUCCUGAUGAUCUCUCUGCGGACACGAUGGCCAAGGAUAUUGGCAAAGUGGUGGAGGUACUCUAUGGAGAUAACCCUCCUCCAAUCAUGAUCAUUGGGCACAGCAUGGGCGGGGCCAUUGCAGUUCACACAGCCGCUGCCAAUCACAUACCAUCCCUGCUCGGCCUCUGUGUCAUUGAUGUUGUGGAAGGUACAGCAAUGGAUGCUUUGAACAGUAUGCAGAACUUCCUCCGAAGUCGGCCAAAGACAUUUAAAUCUCUGGAAAAUGCCAUUGAGUGGAGUGUGAAAAGUGGCCAGAUCCGAAACGUCGAGUCAGCACGAGUGUCAAUGGGAGGCCAGGUGAAAAAAUGUGAGGAACCCCCCGGCAGUCCUGCUGUGUCUAAUAGCAUUGAUGGUAUUAUAGAAGAGGAAGAGGAUGAAGAGGAGGAAGAAUCCAACAAGAAAAGGAUGAAGGAGGAUGACCAAGAGGUCAAAAAGGAAAGCAUUUUCACCUGGCGAGUGGAGCUGUCGAAGACGGAAAAAUACUGGGAAGGCUGGUUCAGAGGCCUGUCUGCCCUCUUCCUCACGUGUCCUGUGCCAAAAUUGCUUCUGCUCGCAGGAGUGGACAGGCUUGACAAAGACCUUACUAUUGGACAGAUGCAAGGGAAGUUUCAGAUGCAGGUCCUCCCUCAGUGUGGUCACGCUGUCCAUGAGGACGCGCCUGAAAAAGUAGCAGAUGCUCUAGCAACAUUUAUGGUCAGGCACAAAUUCACUGAGUUUAAGGAAGCUUACCUGUGCUAAUUUCCAGUUUUCGUCUAUAUAUAGCCAGCAGCCAUAGAAGAAAUGUUUCAAGAUACAUCGACAUCCCCGUACAAUUUAACAGCAAAUUAAGGAAAAUAUACAAGCAUUAUUAUUAUUAUUAUUAUUAUUAUUAUUGCUUUUUGUCAUGUAGAUACUUUGCCUUCAGCUUCGCCUUAUUUUUUAUUUUAAAACACUGGGAUUUGAUUGUACCACUCCUUUACAAUUUAUUUUUUUAAGUAAUGCUCUCCUUGUUAAAUAAUUACAUUUUGAGUGCUUGCAUCAUUCUGACAUGUUUUCCAAAAGUGAGUGUAAUGUUUGAAAUCAAACGAUGAUUAAAGAUGGAUGCAGCACAUAUGUCACCCAUGCUUGUAUAUUCUGUGUGAAUUAAAAGUAAAAAAAAAAUCAUGAUCAUUUUAAAUGCUGUAGUUUAUUUUACAUGACGUGUAACAAGAUAAAUGUGAUUGGUGUUUAGAAUAAGUGACACAUGCAUGGAGAAAUCCAGCUGUGAGUAUUUAUUAUAGUUUUCUAUCAUCUCAUUUCACUCUAAUUUGUUCUGAAAUUCACAUUUGCAGCUCUUAAAAAUUAUAUCAGGCAUUGUAACCCCUACUCACACUGAACAUUUAAUGUGAGGGUAGCUUUUGUUCCCACGGUUAAAGCCCACUUUACAGUGAGUGCUGUUAAGAAUCAGCAUGUGUUUACUGAAGUUGAACCCAUUGAAAGAAAAAUGGCCUGACAGAUACUAGAUUUCUUUAUGCAAAGAUUUACUGGGCCUCAGGUAUUUUUCUCAACCGCACUUUUUAGUGUAGCUGUUUGUUUUAUAUCAAAUCUAUUCAGAAAUGUUGAUGUCCGUCCCACAUUUGAAUUCCUGUUCAUUGAACAGUUUACACAUGACUAGACGGG
Messenger RNA from Notothenia coriiceps (black rockcod), 2214 nucleotides. RefSeq names its product protein phosphatase methylesterase 1 (gene ppme1). NCBI's taxonomy places the organism in Eukaryota, Metazoa, Chordata, Actinopteri, Perciformes, Nototheniidae. The coding region runs from base 187 to 1314 and encodes 375 amino acids. The transcript is spliced from 14 exons. The record is from RefSeq and is a predicted model, not a curated record. Gene Ontology annotation, biological process: protein demethylation. Gene Ontology annotation, molecular function: protein methylesterase activity.